Messenger RNA from Endocarpon pusillum Z07020, 3159 nucleotides. RefSeq lists its product as uncharacterized. The record is from RefSeq and is a predicted model, not a curated record. NCBI's taxonomy places the organism in Eukaryota, Fungi, Ascomycota, Eurotiomycetes, Verrucariales, Verrucariaceae. The coding region runs from base 1 to 3159 and encodes 1052 amino acids. The transcript has 3 exons. Gene Ontology annotation, molecular function: fluoride transmembrane transporter activity. Gene Ontology annotation, biological process: fluoride transmembrane transport; fungal-type cell wall organization. Gene Ontology annotation, cellular component: membrane.
AUGUCUUCCUCUGCCGGACACAUCGAAUAUCUCCCAAGGAGGUCUUCACGACCUAAAAGUGGACACAAUAACAGCAUUGAGCCAGACGCAGAGUUGACCGAGUUCCUGGUUCCUGCACCGACCUCUCAAUCGGGUUUCCUGAGGGCUCCCUUCGAGGCCAAAGCACAGGAUGCCAGCCAGCACACACGAUUCAGCAAGUACAGUAACAUAGAGCUGCCGGAAGUGGUUGCUCCAAAGCCUGCAUCAACACACCGAGCGGAAAGGCAACGAAGUCUAACGGCUGAGCAAUUGAAAACAAGAGAAAGUAACAAGUGCUUUGUUCCGGACAACGCAUCUCCACAGUCGCAAAGUGAGAUCGUUCAGAAGGAUCGUCAAGCUCAGUCGCAAUUGCGAUCGAUGCUUGCCUCGCCGGCAACCAAAUUAUACACCGUCGCGCAUCUGAUCCUUUUCUCCAUCUUGGGGACACUUGCCCGACUUGGUAUGGAGGCUAUGACUUUUUAUCCGUCCGCACCUGUCACUUCUUCAGUCUUGUGGCCCAAUUUCGCCGGAUCUCUAGUACUGGGAUUUCUCAACCAAGACCAACACAUCUUCCGUGAAGAAUGGGGAAGCUUCUCAUCUCCGGAAGACUGGUCUUUCCACCCGAGUAACCUCGAACCCAACGAUACCGAUGCACUUCAGAACGUAAUGCAAAGUCAUAACAAUGUUAAGAAGAGCAUUCCUCUCUACAUAGGUCUGGCUACCGGGUUCUGCGGCUCCUUCACCUCUUUCUCAUCCUUCAUUUGCGAUGCCUUUUUGGCUCUGAGCAAUGGGCUGGCGCCGCCCUCGCUAGGCCCGCCGAUACCAUCGCGUAAUAAUGGCUACAGCGUCGAAGCCCUGCUAGCGAUUCUCAUCUUGCACAUUGCCGUUUCGAUUUCUGGCCUCAAACUAGGUGCACACCUCGCCAUGGCUGUAGACCCUAUCAUGCCAACGGCUCCCUUCAAAGCCGUUCGCAAAUUCCUUGAUCCAGCCAUCGUAUUCCUUGGCUUUGGGGCCUGGGUCGGCGCUGUGUUCCUCACUGUCUUCCCUCCCCGUCAAGCUUGGCGGGGUAGAGUCACUUAUGCUCUGCUAUUUGCACCGUUAGGGUGCCUUCUGCGGUUCUAUACAUCGAAGCAGCUCAAUCCACGUGUGGUGGCAUUUCCGCUUGGCACCUUUGCUGUGAACAUGUUCGGCACCGUCAUACUGGGGACAUGUUUUGAUUUGCAGCAUUCCAGGGCUCUCGGGACAGACCUGAUGAGCUGCUGGAUCUUAGAAGGUGUGAUGGACGGGUUUUGUGGAUGCGCAACUACCGUAAAACCAAGAGCACUGAGCACUCUGCUGCGACAAAUGCAAUCGUCGAGUUCAGCUUCGAUAACACCACGGGAAUCCGUUGAAGGGGAUUCUACUGUGAAAGGGGUAGGCAGGCCUAAAAAACUGGACUGGGAUAAGCUACGAGCUCGACACGUGGAUGACGAUCCUUCUGACGAUGUGCAGGUGCCUCAUUUCGAAACACUUCUGCAUUGGAAGCUUCCUAAACUCAAGGCAAAAGAUGUUGAGGAAUUGCAAGCCACAUUCAGGAACUUUGCAGAAUUGGCGGUCAAAGAGGUUGAUUAUCCUGACGUCGAAGCAGUGGCCAACGAGUUCGAUAGGUGGAAGUCAAAAGUCAGUCUCGCCAAGAUAACCCAAGAGCACUUCUCAAGCGACGUUACAAGGUGCACCUUUUCGAACGAAGCGAUGCUCCAGAGGACUAUUAUGAUCGAAAUCAUUGACCGUCAUCAGCUUCACCACUUCCUCACCUUUGACAGUGAAGGCCAAUGGAAGCAGCAUUACUCGGACUGCUUAAUCUCAACCGACUCGGACUUGGUCACCCUUCCAAAGCCCGAUCUGAACGUGAGCUUCAAGCUGGACUCAUUCGACAAAUCGGCUCCCAUCCCGGGCAACCUCAAGCAGUCGUUCCGUCCUGAUAGCACAGGGCAAAAGUACGGACGCUGCUUCCCGUUCUUAUUCUUCGAAGUCAAAAGGGCAACAGACAAUCUUGAAGUUGCUUUGAUGGCAAACCUCCAUAGCGCCAGUCAGGCUCUUCUCAACAUCUAUGCAUGGAUGGUGAGAGCGCAACGUGCAGAAACCUUCUUCGAGAAAGUCCGCGUUUUCAGCUUUGUUUUCAACGCUCAAGCGCUCUCGGUCCGGAUGCAUCGUGCCACGCGUCACGAACACAAUCUCCUCCAAUAUCACUUUGUGGAGCUUGUCGACUUCAACAAAUACUCGAAAGAUCAGUCCUUUCAAACCCUCCAGCGCAUUUCUCCCCGGUUGCGAACCACCCUUCCCAAACCUCGCCUCACCAUCACUUCUAUUCCAUACCAUCAACAUGCGCCUUCAACCUUCCUCCUCGACCUCAAACUCCCUCCUCCUACUCCUCCUCCCCAUCCUCACCACCGCCUCCCCUCUCACAACCGGCAUCAACGAACAAUUCACCCAACCAACAUCAACAUCAACAUCAACACCAACCCCCUCCGCAUCACCCGCCCUCGACCCCUCCCGCUGGCGCCCCGUCUCCACACCCUCCUCCUCCCCUCCUCCACCUCCACACACACUCCUCAACUCGACCUCCGCGAAAUCGUCAACCAACCCGCCGGCGCCCAACCGGCCCUGAACCCGACCCAGGUAUCGCCCGUCACGACGCUGAUGAUCUGGCAGACCGUCGCCCCCGGCGCUCCCGCCCAACAAGUCCAGGUCGUCUACUCGCAAGCCUUCGCAGACGUCCCCGAUCAAUGGGAAUUGCCGGUCGCCGGGUCGAUCGGCUUGGGCACCAUCAAGGGCACCGUGGGCGUGGUCAAGACCAACAACAAAGUGAGGAGGGGCAUCGUGGCCUGGCCGACUGCCGUGCCGCAGGCGCCGGGGGAGGGGACGUUUCUGAAGGUCGAGAAGGUCGAGGAGAGGGAUGCCGCGGCGUUUGUGAUUUUGCCGCCGGGGAAUAACGACGGCGGCGUCGUUGUCCGCGAGGAGCAGAGCGGGCUGGAGAAGCGGAAGGGGAAGGGUGGUACAGGGAGUAGUGGGUCUUCGAGCGCGGCGGGGAGGGUCAUCCUCGGUGCUGGGCCGCCGACUUUGGCGCUCUUGAUUGCGCUUGUGGCUUGCAUGGUCAUCUGA